This is a messenger RNA of Nylanderia fulva, 3148 nucleotides long. It is a transcript of the gene Ufl1, whose product is annotated as UFM1 specific ligase 1. Lineage: Eukaryota; Metazoa; Arthropoda; Insecta; Hymenoptera; Formicidae. The record is from RefSeq and is a predicted model, not a curated record. Gene Ontology annotation, biological process: regulation of proteasomal ubiquitin-dependent protein catabolic process; protein K69-linked ufmylation; response to endoplasmic reticulum stress. Gene Ontology annotation, molecular function: UFM1 ligase activity. Gene Ontology annotation, cellular component: endoplasmic reticulum membrane.
UCUUCUUUAUCACUUUUUUGGCUGAAUUUCUUAUAAUUGUGAAUUAAACAAGAUGGAUUGCACAAAAUAAUAUUUCGUCAUAUAUUCUGUAGACUCGCUCGAAGCCAAUUUUUCUAGGAUCAAUUCUUACAAUUAGUUAUUUAAUUGAUCUUUUGAUCCUCAAAUCUUCGUAGUCGAUGCUGCCUGUUCUUUCGUUUCCGAAGAUUCACUUAUUAUUUCUGUUUUAUUUAGGAUGACAGCUGACUUCUCAUCGAGCAUCAAUGUUGAUCGUCUAGAAGAUUCUUGAUAAAUAAUCGAAGGCCCGACAACAUUUUUUCCAUCUUCGUGACCAAACACGUCCCAACGAACUAAUUCCCACAACUUCGAUCUGUACAUCUUGAUCCUUUCACGAAUUCGUUGAAGACGAACUGAUGGUUGAUCGACUAUCAAAAUACUCUUCCUUUCCAGAAUUUCAAACUAUCUUCUUUAAGAGCAUCCAGCACUUGUGGCGACAUCUUCAGUUAACUCUAUCGAAACUCUUGGACAAUUAUUACGAUGUUUUACCAACCGAGUGGGACAUGUUGGUCAUCCACGUUACAUGCGAGGUUAGAUUUGGCACUCGAUGGCUGAUCAAAGUGUAUCAGCUACGUUUCUUUAAAGUGACAAAUUAAAUGAUAUAAAAACAGAAAAAUGUCUAGCGUGGAUUGGGAAGAAGUUAAAAGGCUGGCCGCCGAUUUCCAGAAGGCACAGCUCAGCUCCACUUUACAAAAACUUUCUGAACGAAAUUGUGUAGAGAUUAUAACAACAUUGAUAGAAAACAAGCUUUUGGAUGUUAUAUUUACCAAUGAUGGUAAAGAAUACGUAACUCCCCAGCAUCUUGGAAAAGAAAUCAAAGAUGAACUGUACGUUCAUGGUGGAAAAGUUAGUUUAGUCGACCUAGCACAAAUUCUUAAUGUUAAUUUAUCACAAGUAACUAAAGUAGUAACGGAAAUUGAAAAACACAAUAAAGGAUUGAAAGUAAUAUUGGGACAACUGAUUGAUAGGAGUUACAUAAAUAAAAUUGCAGAAGAAAUCAAUGACAAACUCGUACAACAUGGUUGCAUUAAUGUGGCCGAAUUAACACUUACUUAUAAUUUACCAGCUGAAUUCUUACAAUCAGUUAUCGAAAAAGAACUGGGAAAGAUAAUACACGCCACACAAGAUUAUCAAGAUUCUAAGAUUUUUUAUACUGAAAGCUUUAUCGCUAAAAAUAGGGCAAAAAUUAGAGGUGCUUUGUCUGCUGUUACAAAACCUACACCACUAUCUGCAAUAUUAGGUCAAUGUGGUGUUCCAGAAAGGAUAUUUUUCUCUAUUUUGGAUGGUUUGCAAGAAGUAAAACAGGUGCCUGGAGUUGUAACUGGGAAACAGAGUGGAAAUAGCAUUUACAUACCCACUAUAUAUUCUAAAAGUCAGAAUGAAUGGGUUGAAAACUUUUAUAAGCAGAAUGGAUAUUUAGAAUAUGAUGCGCUUACAAGACUUGGGAUAUCAGACCCAACAGGAUUUAUAAAACGUCAUUUUCCAAACGAGAACAUGAUUUAUUUAAAAUCAGUAGCUGCAGGAACAACAGUAAUGGAUCAAGUUGAUGCUAAUAUCGAAGAAAUCGUUGCGACCGAGUCUUUCGUUGACCUGUAUCCUCUUUUACCAUCUGUAUUUAGCGACGAGGAUGCGGAAAUUCUUCUAAAAUUAGCUACAAAGAAGACAAAGACCAAUGUGCACAUAUUUGCAAAAACAGUUGCAGUUUCUGAUGCAUUCUUACAGAUUUUAACUAAAUCUCUUGAAACAGUAGCAGAACAAAAGGCUCGAGAAGUGGUAGCUAAUGGAAAAUGGAUUCAAUCAAUUGCUGAAAAUAAAUUAAAAUCAAAAUCUGCGGAUCUAAUAAUUGAGAACAAAAUGAAUAAAAAGGAACGAAGAAAAAAGGCAGUUGUUGGAAAAGUAGGUGGCGGUAGCCAAGGCAGGGAAACCAGGACAAAGUCUACGAAGAAGAAGUAUCUUCAUGGAAGAAUACAAGAAAAUGAAUCCGAUGAAGAUGAGACGAGGCAAACAUCAUCGGUAGGAAAAGGCGAGAUUAUAUUAAUAGCCCUGGAAGAAGUGAAAACUAUAGUUAUGAAAGAUGAGAACAUAUCCGUAAUAGAAGAAUUGGCGGAUGAAUUAGCGCAUCACCUACAACCAAAAGUGAAUAAAUCUGCGUUAUCGUUGGCAGAGCAAUUUGCGCAAUCCAGUAAGACCACGAAUCUAAGCGAGAUUAGCGAACGCUUAAAUGUUCUAAUAACGAAUAUUCGAAUAUUCGACAAGGGCAUUAAACACUUGGAUAAAGGAGAUCAAGCCCCACUGACCAAAUAUUUGCUCAAAUCGCUAGGUCUCGAUUUCGUGACGAGUCUAUUCAAAUUGGCUGCUCAACAGAAUAUGUUACAAGUGCCAGAAAAUCUUACGACAGAGACGAGACAAAGACUUUUGCUCGAAUUGCCUGCUGACGUUAAAGAACCAUUAACCACUAUUCACAAAGCAGUAAUGGGAGAUUCCGUGGAAGAUUUUUUGAAUACUGUUGAUGGGGCGUUGGCAGCUUGCUGUUUGGUCCUGAAGAAGUAUGACAAGAAAAAGCGACCGCAAGUGCACGCUCACAGAGAAGCUCUGUUGGAAGAACUAAACACCACGCAAGAUCCCGCGUUAGCAUUGCACCUAGUUACUAGUGUGCUCUUCACUGCUGUCACACAAAAUGCCUUACACAUGUCUGGCAGACAUGUAACAACUGUUCUCGCAUUUCUCCAGAAGCAAUUAGAGCAUGAUACAAUAUUGAUUCUUUCCAAAUACCAUGAUUUAGUACUCGACUUACUAAGCACUUCUGACGAAAAUAUAAAAAUGGAGGCUUCCAGAGCCUUGGAAGAAGGAUUAACAGAUAUAAAAAGUAUUGCCAAUAAUUUCAAGCAACAUGUGAAAACAGACAAGUCUUAGAGAGAGAUUAUGGCCGAUUGUAUAUAUAAAUAAUAUAAAAUAAUUUAGAUUCAUUAAAACUUAUACUGAUCUUAUACUGACAUUUGUAUAACAUAAUUAUAUAUAUAUAUAUAAUAAUGUAUUUUAUGACAAAAUAUAGAGAACAUAUAUUAGCAAUUUAAAAAAGUCAAUCUUACACAAA